AUGGAAAAACUUCUGAGCUUUAUAAUUCUUUUAUUAUGCUGUUUUAUUGAUAAGGUGAUCGGACAUCAUUAUCGAGGUGUAACGGUUUCUAGUGAAUGGUUAUCAAAUGGUGAUGAAAUUCAUUUUGCUUCGCAGUUUUAUUACAGGCGUAACAAUUCAGGUAAUGGUGCAUACGUUCACUGUGACGACCUUAUGAUACAAGAUAAAACUCUUACAAAGGAUCCAAACAGUAUCGUUCUCACAAUGUAUAAGCGUAACAAUCAGAAUGUGGCAUAUUUGCAGAGUUUAUCGAAUUCGUUUAUUUGCAAAAGCCACAGUCCAAAUCAAGAUUGGUCAAUAGUUGCAAAAUCAGAAACUAUAAAUAUUUCAGAAUACAAUAUUAGCGAAAACGAAUGGAUUUAUUUUUAUUUGGAUAGUAAUGGCGGACAAUGGUCAUUUGUGAAUAUAGGCUAUAUUUGGAAUCAUUUCAGUCACAAAAUAAAAAAUAAAAAUAAUAACUGGAAUACACCACCAACAACCAAGGCAUUUCCUAUUUAUGAAAUAUUAUCUGGAUGCAAGUCGCAAUUGGAAUUACCUAUUGAAGAUAUUGAUAAUGAUAUUAUACGCUGCAGACCUUCUUCUACCAAUGGACUAUUUGGAAAAGAAUGCGUAGCCUGUAAUUUGGAAUCUGUUGAAUUAAAUAGUGAAACAUGCACACUUUAUUUUCCACCAUCUUUAAAGAGGGACAUUAUUAUUGAAUUACAAAUUGAAGAUUUUAAAAAUGAAAAUGAUACCUUACCCAUGAGUAGUGUACCUCUGCAAUUUAUUGUGACAUUUAAAAAUAAUAUUGGCACCAUUUCUUGUGAAGAUCUCCCUCAAUUCACUCCGGUUGUUCCACCGUCUAAAUCAUGUGUAGCAAUUUCUAAUAAUUCAAUCUAUACUGGAAUUAUUGAAGCAAAGUCAAAGUCCUCAAAUAUUUCUGACAUCAUGGUAUAUCAAUUUUCAGGUUAUACCAAAAGUGAUUUAACAUACAAUGCGACUUCUCGUUCAUGGUAUUACAAUUAUACAAUCAAAGUUGAUUACUCUAACAUUCAACAAGAAUCAGUCCUUCUAUAUGCAACAAGCGCAAGCGGUUUGUCUAGUCCUUAUCAUACAAUUAAGUAUCUUCUGAAUUACGAACCACCAAAAAUUACAAACGUGAGACCAAUAGAUGAAAUAUGUUCUACUACCAAAAGUGAAUAUGAAUGGACAUUCUUUACUAAUCGUGACGUAGUUUUACCUAAAAAAUCAAGUUUUAUUCGAUUUAUGAAAACUUCUGUUAAUACUUCUAUACCCACUACUGUUUUUGAAUUCGAUAUGUCAACAAAUAAUAAUCGUCCAAACAACUAUUCAGUUCGUAUCUUUGUGAAAUCCUCACUUUUUAAUGUAAACGAAACAUAUAGUAUUUUGUUUGAUUUUGGUGUAAUUACAACCGAUGAUUAUUGUAGACCACAAUCUGAAGCAAUGUUAGAUUUGAAUAAAUAUAAAUUUAAAAUUAUUAAAGAUUC
This is a messenger RNA of Didymodactylos carnosus, 1526 nucleotides long. Lineage: Eukaryota; Metazoa; Rotifera; Eurotatoria; Philodinida; Philodinidae. The record is from the annotation of a GenBank genome assembly.